GGGUGACAUGGUUGGCCCUAUGCUUCAGGAAGAGCCCUUUGGUGACUGAAUGGGGGCUGGACUGGGGUGGGGAGGGCUUGGGAAAGCAGACCCUCCAGCAGCUGCUGGCAUGCUGUCCAUAGUCCAGGCAUGAGGUGAUGGGGGCCUGCAGCAAGGUCAGAGCAGAGGAAGGGGCGUAUUCCAGAGAUGCCGCCAAAGUCACACGAUUCUAGGGGUAUCUGGACAAACAUGGCAGCUCAUGGAAGGGAAUCUGGGAGGAGGCGCACUCCAGAUCCUCUGCUCCUGGCCCUGAGGCUGGGGCCUUUCUUUGCCUCCUGUGCUCUCUACUUCCUCCUCUGGCUGCCCUCAGACGAGCCCAGCUGGACCAGUGCCCUGGUCAAAUGCCUCCCCGUCCUCUGUCUGGCUCUCUUAGUCCACACCACUGCACCCUCGGGACCCUAUGGCCGAUUCAUCUGGGUAGGCCUCCUCUGCUCUGCCCUGGGUGACGUCUUCCUUAUCUGGCCCGACCAGUUCCUCUUUGGCACGACGGCCUUCGCGGCGGCUCAUCUCUUCUAUGUCCGCGCCCUGGGCUGGCUCCCGCUCCGGCCGGCCCUCCUGGGGUCUGUGCUGGCCACCUUCGGCCUCUACUUCGGGGUCCUGCAGCCGCACCUCCCGUCCAGCCUGCACCUCCCCACGCUCGUCUACGCGGCUGUCCUGGGUCUGAUGCUGUGGCGGGCGCUGGCCCGAGGGACACCCGCGGCGCUCGGCGGCCUGCUCUUCAGCGUCUCGGACACCGUCCUGGCCUGGGACACCUUCGUCCGGCCCCUGCCCGCGGGCCGUCUGAUCGUCAUGGUCACCUACUACUCCGCCCAAGCCCUGCUGGCCCUGUCCGCGGUGGACAGCUGACUGAGCUCGACGGCGCCCUCGAAGGCGAGAUUCCAGGGCGGACCCGCGGCUUGGAGCUGGGCACUGGGCUUUUCCGGGAGCCCUCCUGCCGGCUCAUCACCCUCCUGCAUUUGUCUCCCUCCCCCCCAUUCGCGGUCCCUCCUUCCCCCCUCCACGAGCCCCUCGACUGAAAUUCUUCCUCCCCCACUGCCCACACUUCCCUCCCCACCCCCGAUGGAGGGCUCCUCCUCUAAGACCCUGCCGUGAUGCCGGCCCUCGUUGUCUACGCCACCACCUUCCCCGCCUAGUAAAGUCGAGAGUGCAAACGUG
Vombatus ursinus (common wombat) is the source of this 1194-nucleotide messenger RNA. RefSeq names its product transmembrane protein 86B (gene TMEM86B). The record is from RefSeq and is a predicted model, not a curated record. The transcript has 4 exons. Lineage: Eukaryota; Metazoa; Chordata; Mammalia; Diprotodontia; Vombatidae. Bases 187 to 885 code for a protein of 232 amino acids. Gene Ontology annotation, cellular component: membrane.